Molecule: messenger RNA, 846 nt
Organism: Dermacentor silvarum
Lineage: Eukaryota; Metazoa; Arthropoda; Arachnida; Ixodida; Ixodidae
Product: L-serine dehydratase/L-threonine deaminase
Exons: 5
Coding region: 1-846 (281 amino acids)
Biological process (GO): L-threonine catabolic process; L-serine catabolic process
Molecular function (GO): L-serine ammonia-lyase activity; threonine deaminase activity; pyridoxal phosphate binding
Source: RefSeq, a predicted model, not a curated record
AUGGAGUCUACGCUGCCCGCUGCUCCGACGGUUCAGAACUCCCGGCCAUUGCACGUCCGCACGCCGUUACUCGAGAGCCUGCCACUGUCAGAGAUCUACGGGCAGCGGGUCUACCUCAAAAUGGACAACGUCCAGCCGUCGGGAUCCUUCAAAAUCAGGGGAAUGGGCGCCCUGUGCCAGGACGCUAAGCGCAAAGGUGCCUCCAAAGUGGUCAUAGCUUCUGGCGGCAAUGCCGGCAUGGCAGUGGCGUACGGCGCCCGCCAGCUGGGAAUGGAGAGCGUGGUCGUCAUCUCUCACAACGUGCCACAUCGCAUGGUCGACAAGCUGCGGCUCGAAGGGGCUCGCGUCGAGGUUCAAGGCCACUGCUGGGACGACGCCAACGAACGAGCCAAGGAGAUCGUCGCCGCCGAAGGCGGGUACUAUUGCCACCCUUUCGACAAUCCGCUGAUAUGGGCGGGCAACGCCACCAUGGUGUCUGAGAUGAAGGAGGACCUGGUCGACCAGGUUCCCGCCGCCGUUGUGGCCUCGGUUGGUGGCGGCGGACUGGUGUGCGGCCUCUCGGAAGGCAUGCAAGCGGCCGGCUGGGCGGACGUGCCCAUCAUUGCCGUCGAAACACGAGGCGCCGACUCCUUCCGCGCCUCACUGCGCGCAGGCAGCCAGGUCAUGCUGCCCAAGAUCACCAGCAUUGCAGCGGCACUGGCCGUACGCAAGGUGUGCACCAGGAUCUUGGAGCUUUACCGGACACGCAGUAUCUUCUCCAUGGUGCUCUCCGACCGGCUCGCCGUUGAUGCGUGCAACCGAUUCGCCGGUAAGUGGCACACCACGUCUUGCUUGGCAUCGCCGUAA